Molecule: messenger RNA, 1266 nt
Organism: Symbiodinium natans
Lineage: Eukaryota; Dinophyceae; Suessiales; Symbiodiniaceae
Source: the annotation of a GenBank genome assembly
AUGUCCCUUUGGCUUCCAGGUCGAUGGCAUGUACUGGCUGCCUUGUUCUGCUGCACUGCUGCCACCAAGUUUAAGAAACCACAGGGAGCUGAGGAGCUCGGACUCUUAUGGGAGCGGUGUGCUGUUGAAGGUGAUGAGUGCACUUGUGGCAGUGGACAUGUUCGCUUCGGUGAAGGGGACCGGUGGGUCGCCCUACAGCUUGGUGCCGGGACAGCCCACGUGUCGUGCAACAUCUCCAGCUUCGGAGAGGACCCGGCUUUCAAUCGCUUGAAGGAGUGUUGGUGCGCCGCGGCCGCAAGCAAGCCCUUGCAGCCUGCUCGUGUGGCCAUCGUGAUGCUUAGUCGACACCCUCCGGACUUGAAGACUUGGAUCAGGUACCACCUUCAUCACGCGGGGGUUGAGCACGUAUUCAUACAGGCUGAGGACUCGCCUCAGAUCUCCGAAGCUGUUCAUCAGCUAUCAGCGCAGGACCAGGCGAAGGUCACGCUGUGGGGCACUUUGAGUCCAAGCCUACUUGGUGUUUCCUCGACGGACUCGCGCCCAGUGGACGACUAUACAACUUUGCAGGCCCGGCAAACUGCCGCAAUGGCGAGAGCCAGGGAUGCCUGCAAGCAAAUGGGGAUUGACUGGCUUGUCCAUAUUGACGACGAUGAGCUGAUGUACUCUCCGCAGAGCCGGAAGAUUGGGGACCUGUUGGGUGCCGUGCCGUUGAGCUUUGUACAGGCGUAUCUGCCAAAUGUGGAAGCUGUCUAUACAUCUCCGGAGGUGAAGAACUGCUUUGCCCAGACGGAGAAGGUAAACCUCAAUCGCUACACGUUCCAGUCCUAUGCCAAUGGCAAGUCCGCCUUGCGGGUGGCUGCAAGCGAGGCAUACCCUGCUGGCCCACACCAGUGGAGAGAUGCACAGAACCGGGAGCUGCAGUCCGUCCAUAUGGAUCAGGAACCAUUUGGACCGGCCCUCAUGAUUAUCCACUACGAAUCCUGCCCAUUCUCGCGGUGGCAGGACAAGUUCUGGGAACUUGGCAACACGUCCCCAGAAAAAAUCAGUCAGAUUCCUUUCCAGUUCUAUCGCGAGUCCAUCAGCAGAAUGCAAAGCUGCAGGAGCAGUGAGCCACAGAAAGACCGACGGUUUCUGUCCCUCUUGGGCUGCGAUGAGGGCUCGCUGAUGCAGCUAUGGAGUCAAUGGAAGACCAUUGCAAACCCGUCUCUGAAGAGCGAGGACCUCAUGCCGAUCCACAUACCUUGGCAAGAACUUCUGGAUGACUGA